AUGUGGCUCCGAGACUCUGCCAACCAAGUGCAGUCAUAUCUGCCUCUGCUUGAGGCAUCGGAUUCAGCGCACUCUUUAGCUUCUCUGUACAGAGGUGUGAUCAAUCUGCAGGCGCGGUACAUCCUUACCGACCCAUACUGCAAUGCCUUCCAGCCGCCGGUGGAAUCUGGCAUCCCGCCUUCCGACAACGAUGCUGCUAGCGAGGACACGGUCACGCCGAAGUAUAACAACCAGAGCGUCUUCGAAUGCAAAUACGAGCUCGACAGUCUUGCAGCAUUCCUAGAAGUCUCCCGCAACUACUACAACGCCACCCAAGACAUCUCGUUCUUCAAGAAGUACAACUGGGUCUCGGCAAUCUCCAGCAUCAUGGACGUGGCAGAAGGACAAAUGAUCCCCACCUAUCAGCCCAACGGCAACGUCAGCGUCCUCGACUACACCUUCACCCGCUUCACUGAUCGUGCCUCCGAAACAACAGAAAACGACGGUCUAGGAAACCCCGUCGACAGCGGUACCGGCCUUAUUCGCUCGUUCUUCCGUCCCUCCGACGACGCAACAAUAUUCCAAUUCCUGGUCCCAAGCAACAUGAUGUUUGCCACCUUCCUCGAGCCCUGCGCGGACAUCAUGGCACAAAUCGAUGGCUGUUCCCACCUAGCAAACCGCAUGCGCCAGCUCGUCACCAGUCUCCGCCAAUCCAUCGAAGCGCACGCCGUCUCGCACUCCAAGAAAUACGGCUCCUUCUACCCAUACGAAGUCGACGGCUACAUGGGCCAAAACGUCAUGGACGAUGCCAACAUCCCCUCCCUCCUCGCGGCACCCUUCUACGGCUACCUAGACGUCAACGACGAGACGUACCAGAACACGCGCAAACUGAUAUUGAGCGCCGAUAACCCGUACUUCAUGCGCGGGCCGGUGAUUAGUGCGAUCGGAGGACCGCAUAACGGACCGGGUUAUGCGUGGCCGAUGGCGAGUAUUGUGCAGAUUUUGACGAGUACGGAUGAUGGGGAGAUUGUAAGGCAGUUGGGGGAGAUUGUGGGGAGUACGGAUGGGUUGGGGUUGAUUCAUGAGAGUAUUAACUCGUUUAAUAGCAGUGACUGGACAAGACAAUGUUCGUCUUCCCAUGCUCUUGCGUUGAACAAGCAAAUAGCUGACUUGUGUGCAGGGUUCUCGUGGGCCAACGGGCUUUUUGGCCAGAUGAUUCUGGAUCUCGAUAACCGCAAGCCGGGAUUGUUGAAGCAGUCUUUCCAAGGUAACGGAUCGUACAGUGUGUAG
Molecule: messenger RNA, 1269 nt
Organism: Saxophila tyrrhenica
Lineage: Eukaryota; Fungi; Ascomycota; Dothideomycetes; Mycosphaerellales; Extremaceae
Exons: 2
Coding region: 1-1269 (422 amino acids)
Biological process (GO): carbohydrate metabolic process
Source: RefSeq, a predicted model, not a curated record